GAGGAAUCAAAGCAGUGAUUUGGACCGAUGUCUUACAGUUUAGUCUUAUGUUUUUAGGAGUUCUCAUGGUUAUAGUCCAAGGCGCUAUAGAAGUGGGAGGUCUUCGAGAGAUGUGGGAUAUCAACCAAAGAGGCGGACGACUAAUAUUUGUAAACCUAGACAUUGAUCUCUACAAUAAUAACAACGUCUGGAAUGUGAUUAUCGGCACAACCAUUAUAUGGAGCGCUAAUUAUUGUGUUUUGCAAACACAAGUACAACGAUAUUGUAGUUUAGGGUCAAUGCAAACGGCAAAAAGUGUUGUCUUCACUUCGACCGUUAGGACUCUUUACUGGAAUCUCUUGGGACUAAUAGUGUUGGCAUUGAUGGCAGUGAUGUCGGGAAUGGCUAUAUUUGCCAAAUAUCAUGAUUGCGAUCCAAUCACCUUAGGGUUUAUUAAACGCCCGGACCAACUGAUGCCAUACUUUGUAAUGGACACUUUGGCCAAAUAUCCGGGUCUUCCCGGACUCUUUGUCGCCUGUGUUUUCAGUGGAUCCCUCAGUACUUUGUCCUCUGGAUUCAACGCAAUGGCGGCCAUCACUUGGGAGGACAUCAUUAAACCGAGGAUUCGCUGUAAUGAUGAUAAACAGGCGCUUAAUAUUACCAAAAUUAUCGCUCUGUCAUACGGACUGUUAGCCAUAGCCAUGUCCUUUGGUGUGGGCAAUGCGGGCACUGUAUUCCAGGCCUCCAUAGCAUUGGUUGGAUCAAUGAUCGGACCGCUGUUUGCAUUGUUCACGUUAGGCAUCCUUUACCCAUACGCUACGGCACCGGGCUCAUUAAUAGGCUUUAUUUGCGGAAUACUUUUCAGUUUAUUUGUGUCAAUCGGUUCACUACUUAUCCCGCGACCAAAGGUUUCAUUGCCCACCACUACAGACGAGUGUCCACCCGAUGUGGUCAAUGAUGUCUAUUCAAGGCAUACAUUAUUCCCAAACUCGUCGUAUAUUUCCUCUUAUGAUAAUCCAAAAGGAUGGUCUCAAUUGUUUCAUAUAUCAUAUCUU
Molecule: messenger RNA, 1034 nt
Organism: Medioppia subpectinata
Lineage: Eukaryota; Metazoa; Arthropoda; Arachnida; Sarcoptiformes; Oppiidae
Source: the annotation of a GenBank genome assembly